UAAAAAGCAAUUUAGCAAGCCAUUAAAUCCAACUUGUUUUAUUUGGUUUACGUAUCAGUAAUAUAACGCGAUAAAUACUUUAUCAAAUUUGUAUAAUAGGUCGAAUAUUAUCACACUUUAUCGGUAAGUGAACGAUCGAGGAAGAUUGGGGGAACAUUUCAUUGUUGGAUGGAAUAUUAGCACAAUGUUGGCUAUUAGCCUAGUUUUUCUUUUGUUGGCCACGGUCAGUGCCGGGAAACAUGAUCAGUAUUCAGGCUAUUCAGUCCACGGCAUCAAGCUGCGAACACAAUCCGACAAGGCCUUCAUCGAGGAGCUCACGCAAAGCCUGGAUUUGGACGUAUGGCAAGUUGGAAACCCUGAAUCCCGUGAUGCUCAGCUCAUGCUGUCGCCAGAAGACCGAGUUGCUGUACUGGACGACCUAGACAAGCACGGCCUUGAACAUUAUCUGCAUGUGGCUGAUGUUGCUAAGGUUCUGGAGGCUCACGAAAAAGAAGUCAACCAAUGGAAGCAGAGCAGGAGUGGAAGGCUUAUGCCCUUCAACGACUACCCUCGCUAUGAAGAGGUUGAUGCUUACUUGGAACAAAUAGCUGCUCAAUACCCAGAGCUGGUCACUCUUGUAAAUGCUGGACAAAGCUUCGAAGGGCGGGACAUCAAGUAUUUAAAGAUCUCAACUACAAACUUCACUGACACCUCCAAACCCGUGUACUUUAUGGAUGCCAUGAUGCACGCUCGUGAAUGGGUGACCACCCCGGUCACUCUCUUCUCCAUCCACCGCCUGGUGGAGGACCUGAGAGAUCUGGACAGAGACUUGCUGGAGGACAUCGACUGGAUCAUCUUGCCCAUGACCAAUCCCGAUGGAUAUGAGUACUCGCACACAGACGUGAGACUGUGGCGUCGCACGCGCUCUAUCAACUUGGAGGUGAGCACGGAAUGCGUGGGCGUCGAUGCGAACCGCAACUUCGACGUCAAUUGGAAUACGACUGGGGUGUCCCAAAACCCCUGCUCUGAUGUCUAUCCAGGCACUGCGCCCUUCUCCGAGUCCGAGACGAGGAUCGUUCGGGACAUCAUCGCCGAGAACCUGGACCGGAUGGAAAUAUUCAUGAACAUCCACAGCCAUGGCAACUGGGUGUUGUAUGGGUUCGGAGACUACACGCUCCCGGACAACGUCAUCCAUCUCCAUGUGCUUAGCGCUGCCAUGGGAGCAGCCAUGGACGCCUUGAAGCUGCCAGCAGCGGAGUGGUACAAAAUUGGGAACAGCGCAAUGAUUUUGUACACAGACUCUGGCAGCGCAGCCGAUUAUGGACAAUACGUGGGCGUCCCCUUCUCCUUGACCCUGGAGCUGCCAGGGUACGGUAAUGGAUUCCUGGUGCCGCCGCAGUACAUCGAGCACAUCAAUUUCGAGACCUGGGAAGGCAUCGCGGUCUCCGCGCGGCUGGCCAGAUCCUUCUAUAGAGCUCGCCAAUAGAGUGUAAUAAAAAGUAUUUAAGAAUUGUU
Molecule: messenger RNA, 1494 nt
Organism: Ostrinia furnacalis (Asian corn borer)
Lineage: Eukaryota; Metazoa; Arthropoda; Insecta; Lepidoptera; Crambidae
Product: carboxypeptidase B-like
Exons: 8
Coding region: 185-1465 (426 amino acids)
Biological process (GO): proteolysis
Molecular function (GO): zinc ion binding; metallocarboxypeptidase activity
Source: RefSeq, a predicted model, not a curated record